AUGGCUUCGUGGACGGCUCCGUGGACCCCCGGAAACCGCUCUCUCGGCUCGUGGCCAGAUGCCCCCACCCUGGCACCCGAUCCGAGUGGGCCACCAGGAGUUCCGUGGGCGGCCGCAGUGGCCGGGACGCUGCUGGCCCUAGCCACGGUGGGAGGCAACCUGCUGGUGACCGCGGCCAUCGCCCUGACGCCAAGACUCCAGACCAUCACCAACGUGUUCGUGACCUCGCUGGCCGCAGCCGACUUGGUGGUUGGACUUCUGGUGGUGCCUCCGGGGGCCACGCUGGCGCUGACCGGCCACUGGCCCUUGGGCACGACAGGCUGCGAGCUGUGGACGUCGUUGGACGUGCUCUGUGUGACGGCCAGCAUCGAGACCCUGUGCGCUCUGGCCGUGGACCGCUACCUGGCCGUGACCAACCCGCUGCGCUACCGCGCCGUGGUCACCAAGCGCCGCGCGCGAGCUGCCGUGGCGCUGGUGUGGGCGGUGGCGGCCGCGGUGUCCUUCGCGCCCAUCAUGAGCCAGUGGUGGCGCGCGGGGGCCGACGCCGAGGCGCAGCUCUGCCAUGGCAACCCGCGCUGCUGCGCCUUUGUCUCCAACGUGCCCUACGCGCUGUUGUCGUCCUCCGUGUCCUUCUACCUGCCGCUGCUGGUGAUGCUCUUCGUCUAUGCACGAGUCUUCCUCGUCGCCCAGCGCCAGCUGCGCUUGCUGCGCGAGGAGGUCGGCCGCUUCCCCCCGCAGGGGUCUCCGCGGAUCCGGUCGCGCUCCGCGUCCCCCGCCCAGGGGGCCGGGAUGCGCACUGCGCCCGCAGGCGAGGCUCCCUGCGGUCCGCGGCCCGCGCGCCUCCUGCCGCUCCGAGAGCGCCGCGCGCUGCGCACGCUGGGGCUCAUCGUCGGCACCUUCGCGCUCUGCUGGCUGCCCUUCUUUCUGGCCAACGUGCUGCGCGCCCUUGGGGGGCCCUCGCUAGUUCCCAACUCGGUCCUCCUCCCCCUUAACUGGCUGGGCUACGUCAACUCCGCCUUCAACCCGCUCAUCUACUGCCGCAGCCCGGACUUCCGCAGCGCCUUCCGCCGGCUAGUGUGCGGCUGCCCCGGCCGCGGGCCUCCGGGCCGGGCCAACCCCGCAGGGCGCACCGCGAGGUAA
Molecule: messenger RNA, 1140 nt
Organism: Cavia porcellus (domestic guinea pig)
Lineage: Eukaryota; Metazoa; Chordata; Mammalia; Rodentia; Caviidae
Gene: Adrb3
Product: adrenoceptor beta 3
Biological process (GO): adenylate cyclase-activating adrenergic receptor signaling pathway; norepinephrine-epinephrine-mediated vasodilation involved in regulation of systemic arterial blood pressure
Cellular component (GO): plasma membrane
Molecular function (GO): beta3-adrenergic receptor activity; epinephrine binding
Source: RefSeq, marked provisional